GCGCGAGCUUCUUACCUCUCCAGCACAGCAGCGCGCGCGCUCACACAGACUGUAACUCACGCUCUCGCGCUCCGACUGGACUGUUUCCCGCCUAAACAUCUCUAAAUAUCGCUACAGCUGUAAGAGCAAGUUUAUUAUUCUGGCUGCUUAACUUUGGACAUUUACAGAGCUCCACCAUGCCGUGGACAGACACGUAAAAACAGUGAAGUCCCGGCGCGCCUCCGCUGAGGAAACAUACGUUUUUUUCCUGUAAUAUUGUGUAAUAAAGUCGACCACGAGGCAACAUGGAGACCUUCACCAUCCACGACAUGUUGCUGAACGGCACGGACAUCUACCGGCUGCUGUGCGGAAUGUUCGGGAACGGCUCGGACUGCGACCUCAGCCCCACGGCCACCACCGGCCCGACCCGAGAGCCUAAAGAUAUAAACCAGACAGUCCGCAUCAUCCUCUACAGUCUGAUCUUCCUCCUCGGUGUCCUGGGCAACAGCCUUAUCAUCGCUGUGCUGAUACGGAACCGUCGGAUGCGUACGGUCACAAACCUUUUCCUGCUGUCCCUGGCAGUGAGUGACCUGAUGCUGUGUGUCUUCUGCAUGCCCUUCACACUCAUCCCCAACCUGAUGGAGAACUUUGUUUUCGGCAGUGGCAUCUGUAAAACAGCCACGUACUUCAUGGGUAUCUCAGUGAGCGUAUCCACUUUCAACCUGGUGGCCAUCUCUCUGGAGCGUUACAGCGCUAUCUGCAAUCCGCUAACAUCUCGUACCUGGCAGACCAAGUCCCACGCUGCCAAGGUCAUCACCGCCACCUGGCUCUUCUCCUUCCUGCUCAUGCUGCCCUACCCCAUCUCCAGCACCCUGGUGCCGUACCGCCGCAACAACAACACCACAGGCAACAUGUGCCGCCUGGACUGGCCCAGUGACGUCAUACAGCAGUCGUGGUAUGUGUUCCUGUUAUUGAUCCUGUUCUUGGUGCCGGGAAUUGUUAUGAUGACUGCAUAUGGUCUCAUCUCUGUCGAGCUCUACAGAGGAAUCAAGUUUGAGAUGGCUAACAGGAAGUCGAAUCGAGAGCGAGAGAGCAGCACCGGAAGCCUUAAGCCUAGUGACAGCGACGGCUGCUACCUUCAGGCCUCCAGGAAGAAGCGUUCAGAACCCGCAGAACAGCACCAGGCCCUGACCGUCACUUCCAGCAACUCCAAGACCAAGCUGAGCCGCGUCUGCAGCAAUAGCCCCACAGCAAACCUGAUGGCCAAGAAACGGGUUAUCCGCAUGCUGCUGGUCAUCGUGGUGCUCUUCUUCCUCUGCUGGAUGCCGGUGUUUGCAGUUAACGCCUGGCGGGCCUUCGAUAAGCGUAUGGCUGACCGGCUGUUGACGGGGGCACCCAUCUCUUUCAUCCACCUGCUGUCCUACACCUCAGCCUGCGUCAACCCCAUCAUCUACUGCUUCAUGAACAAGCGCUUCCGCCAGGGCAUGCUGGCCACCUUCACCUGCUGCUCCUGCGAGCAGGAGGGCGAGGGCAGGGGCAGCGGCCGCCUCAGUGGAGGAGGAGGAGGGGGGCUGGGCACUCUGGCGUGUGGAGGAGGUUUCGGGCACGACAGCGGAACUCUGACCAGACUGACGUACACCAGUGUCCGUGGGUCUGCUCAGGCGUAGGCCUGUUAGAAGUGAGAAGAGAUGAAGAAGAAUGUAGUGACCAGUACUUUUGGAAUGGUCACCUUAAAAGAACCUCUUUUAGAGGAGUGUUGUGUAUAACAUUUUAGGCCACCUGAGAUAAAUAUUUAAACAUAUUUAGUAAGACAUUAUUUUUUGGGAUCUUAUACCAUUCUUAUCCUUAGAAUAAAUAGACAUAAACGUUAAUAAAGCACAUUGUGCUGUAGUGUGACAGGAAAGCCUUUGGAAAAAAAUAUGGAAAACGGAGGUAUCUGGAGCAGAGUGUGUUAUAGAUCUUGAUAGCUCUACUGAGGACAUGCUGAGGGCCAAGUCUACCUUGACUUCAGGAUGAUUUGGAAUGCAGUUAGGCCUGUGUGGAGAAUUGAACACACUAAAAAGUGCAGGGCAGUGGCCCUCAGUACCAGGAUUGAGAAAUAUUGGCUUAAAGGAGCUUUUGCACAUGAUUUAAAAAUCUAUGAAGUUCUAGGAUUAACAUUUUAUAGAACUGUUAUUUUUUAAAGGUUCCUGUCUAACAGUAUUUCACUUUUAUUUCAGAUAAAUAGUUUUAAAUAGUUCCUCUUGGUUGGCCUGAGACUUUUGCACAGCGCUGUGUAUAAAUACAAAGACUGUAAGUAAUUCUCUUUAGGCAGCUGUACAGUGUUUGAAGACCUUCAGUGAGUUUAGACCUUGGACACAGACUUCAAUCUUCCUUUGAUUGGGAGAGAAGUGACUGAAGAAUGGCUGAAUAUGUGACAUUGCUGUACUGAUCGUGACUCUUGAGACAGGUGUAAACACACACACACCGGUUGGCAGGAACAUUGAAAAGCUGAUGGCAGACAGAGUCCAGUGUUUAACUUUGAGGGCAUGUCACGCCUGAAUAAACACGUGGAUCAAAUGGAGCAUGAUUGUGGACGGCUUGAGAGGGUCUUCAGUCGGCAUUAGGGUACUGAGUCAUAUGCAGAGCUUACGUAAGGGGCGGGAGUUUGUGCGUCUGUCUCUGGACCUUUCUGUGUUUUUCCAGUUGUUUGGCCCAUGUGCAGUCUAUUGGCCAGAAGUUGUUUUUUUACUGGACUGCUAAAAUGUCCAAGCGUUGACAAACGCUUAUAAAAUAGAGGCUAUAUAUAUAUGUAUAUUUUUUAUUUACCCAUAAUAAAUAUAAAGAAUACAAAGUUUAAAAUCCAAAUUCACAGUAAAAGCAGAAUAAUAUGUUGGUGAAAAAUAAAACAGUUGUACAAUUUUUCUGUUUACCACAAUUGUAGUCCGCCUGGCAAGACAGUGUUGAGUGGAAUGAGUCCUUGGGGUUUUUAGAAUGUGUAACUUUUCAUUCAUUCAUUCAUUCAUGUCUGUUUUGGUGUCUGAAGCUUGCUUCUUUAGUUUUUUUACUGGAGCUAUUGUAGCUUGAAUUAAAUUGUGAAUUAAAGUGAAGUGGAUUUUAUACCAGAUGCAAGUAUAUCAUCAUAAUGUCAAAACUUUUAAUCUUAGCAUUUUGUGAUUUUUUUUUUUUUUUUUCACUUUUUUGACAGAGAUGACCUGAAUCCGGCAGUUGUUCUUUACAUUGUUGUCAAAAUUAUAAUUAUAAUUUCAUGAUAAAUGGACCAAUAGAAUUGCUCCAAAUCAAAUAAAAAUUACAUUGAUUUCUCAUAACCAUUUGAAAGGUUUUUCUUCUGUUGCCUUUUAGUAUAUUCAGUGUUCUAGUGUGACGAUUACAAUACUUAAGCUUGUUUGACUUUUUCAGAUAAAUAAUGUAAAAUUACAGAUUUGCACAUAUCCUAAACAGUGGAGGUGUCUUCAAAAGCAAAUAGUUCUUCUAUCAAUUUAGAUACAUUACGGGGAUUCGUUGCAGAUAUUUUUGUUAAAUUGCUUUCCUACCAUGCACCCUGUUCUGACUCCUGGUUUAGUAUAUUAUAGUAUAAUAUAAACUUCAUAAAAUUAUGGAUUAUUAGUAAUGUAAAAAAUGUAGAUACACACUUAGAUCUUCAUAGUUUACAGGUUGUUUUCCUGACAGUGUUAGAAAAGGCCAACAUCAAGAAAUUAGCUGUUUUUUGCUAAUUUAGACCAGGCCAUCAGAGGCCUUUGAGCUGAAGUUAAGGAGACUGCUUUUCUGUCCCUGUCACUCUGAAGUGGAGUUAGAAAUGAGACAUAACAGAAUUAAAACAGAGGAGAAAGGGUUGUGGAGGGCUGUAAAGACUUUUCAUAGACAUGUGAACAAGGUUGAAAUGGUACUUAUAUGAUACUAAAGUAGGAGGAGGGGCUUAAGGCAGGUUCCUUUUUUCUAAAUGUGAAAGUUGGUAUAAUGCACUGUGGACACUUGCAAAUGCAGUAAAAUGAAUAAUAUUUAGAUUUAAUCACAGUAGACUAGCAUUAGUAAAAUUUUCUGCUUUUCUAGAGUACAGUAAAUACAUCAUAUGUGUCCACUUUAUCAGUCGAAAUUGAUUUUAUUGUAAUCUUAUGUUAUUAGUGCAAAUCUAAAAAAGCAAACUUCAGACAGCAAUCAUUUCUUGACUGAUUAGCUACAUUUGGACUAAGGGCUAAACAAUGCUGACUGUAGUAUGCAAUUAUCAAGUACUAGCUAGCAAUUCCAUUUUUAUACAUUUUACAUUGAAAGCUAUAAUUCUGUAAAAUCCACAUUUAUCGCAGUAACAAAAUGUGUAAAUUUAUUAAUAUUACAUUAAAUAAAGUUUUAUUGCAGUUUUUGUGUAAUAUCAUAAAACGUGGAAUAAAACUUGAUGCAGACAGAGGGUCAUAUAGUGCAGAAAUUCAUUAGACUUUUGGGUAAAAGGUGAAAGGUAUCGUCCCAUUAACCACCCCCCUGCCCCCCACACCGGCUGCAUGUUCUCGCUCGCAGUUCACGUAGUCUGAAGGAGACUGAGGCUGUCCAGAUGUUUAGAGAAAACGCACAGCUUGCGCUUGGGGAGACUCUACAGACCUCCAGCAUAGUGGAACCGUGCUCAGACCUUCAGAACACUGCCAGACUAAAACUGCAGAACUCGGCCUGAAGAUCUGUGUACAUAAUCUCAGCCAUACAUCACUGACUUAUCCACUGAGCAAUUACUCAAAGCACAGACGAAAGCACCAAUGUCUGCGUCUGAUUCAGAAUGACACUGAAACGUCCAGCCAAAUCUGUAGAUGGCAAUGACCACCACUUAUUGUCAUUACCAUAUAAAUAUGUGGAGAGAUCUGUCAAUAGGAUGUGCUGUGUGUCACUCUGACACUCUUCUUUUUGAAGCUUGUAUGCUGCAUGAUGGGGUGUGAUGUGGGUUGCCCAUUUUUUCUCUGUCCCAAAGUUACACACUCACUUCCAAACACUGUGUUCUUCAAAGUCGUACAGCUUGUACCCUGUAUUUGCCCUGCAGUCUCUCCUUAUCUUCACAUGAGACUUUUCACACCUGUCAGCAACAUCAAAGCUCCUGCGGAAAGGCUGUGUAGAACACACACCUGCUCCCAUUCCCUCGUACAAGUGGGACAUUGUUGGCAAAUGUAGCAUUUGGGAUAGUUCAGGUUCCUGGAAAACAUUUUGGGUGGCUUCUUUUGUUUUUCUGAUUUCUAAAACAUGUACACUUUUAAUGUUCCAUAUUUAUGAGGAGCUCUCAUGACUUAACAUCAUUGUCUUAUCAAGACUUUAUAACAGCUUUGCUUUUUUGUUUGUUUGGUUUCACAUCAUAUCAAAAAAACACCAUCUGCCCCUUUUAUUGUGUGAGCGUAUGCUGAUGAUGUAACUUGCAGUUUUCAUUAUGAGUUAUGUUAGUUCUGUUAUAUUCAUUUAAAAUGUUCAGUUUGGGGGAUAAAGUUAAAAUUUGGUAUAUUAAUGAUUAAUGCAUUCAUUGUAUAUAGUGCAGUUGCUGCAUUUCUUGUAUGUAUUAAAACAGUGUAAUAUGUAUGAUAAUGUAUGAUAAUAUGCAAUAUAUGAUGUAUUAAUGUUUGACAUAUAACAAUAAAGCUUUAAUAGGACUUGCCUACUCGUAUACCCUCUGGUGUCUGGUGGCUAGUUUUGAAACACCACAGUGUCACUCCUAGACUCCUGAAAUAGUCCACCAACAGUG
Astyanax mexicanus (Mexican tetra) is the source of this 5683-nucleotide messenger RNA. It is a transcript of the gene cckar, whose product is annotated as cholecystokinin A receptor. The record is from RefSeq and is a predicted model, not a curated record. Lineage: Eukaryota; Metazoa; Chordata; Actinopteri; Characiformes; Acestrorhamphidae. Gene Ontology annotation, molecular function: neuropeptide receptor activity; gastrin receptor activity. Gene Ontology annotation, biological process: neuropeptide signaling pathway. The transcript is spliced from 5 exons. The coding region runs from base 285 to 1646 and encodes 453 amino acids. Gene Ontology annotation, cellular component: membrane.